GCCAUUAGCGCCCUUUUUCGGACUCCGAAUAGGCAUUGCGAAUUAUUCGCUGUGUUUGUGAAACGAAAGUGUUGGGAAAGCCAUGAUUCACUGUUAUAUGCCAAGGGGGCACAGUCUCUUGCAUACCUACGGUAGCUGCGCUAUCGCCCCACUGAAACCGUUUUGUGGUCUGACUCACGUUUCGCUCCCACAAGGCUGUCCUCUAUUGCGUUCACGUAUCCUCCUGCAGAGGACAGCUUCCUCCGUCGGCGGACGAGCUGGACGGCCAUCCGCGUUUCUGACUUCCUAAUUUGCCUUCCGAUCCAGCGCUUGGACGAGAGCCCACGAUGCCGACAUUUCAGCUCAUACUGGAUCUUUGCAAGCUGCUUCUAGCCGCUUUCACGCUGAGAUGUGUUCUGGUGUAUUCCUAUCGCAUCUUCCUCCAUCCCCUGCACUCGUAUCCGGGACCCUUCAUCGCAAAACUAACAGACUGGUACGGUGCAUACUAUGCAAUUCAAAGACGCCUCCACGUAGUCACAUAUGAGGAUCAUCGGAAAUAUGGACGCGUCCUCCGUCAAGGGCCGAACAAGCUAGUCUUCAACUCCGUCGAAGCACUCCACGACAUAUACCAGAAUGACCUCCUGUCAAAAGCGAGCUCAUACCUGGUAACUCAGGUAUCGCCUUCGAUAUUCAAUCUGUUCAACGUCAUCGACAAGCGCCUGCACCGCACCAAGCGGCGCAUUAUCGGGCAAGGUUUGAAUGAGCGAGCGAUGCGCCAGUUCGAGCCCGUCAUGAACGAGCAGAUCACCAUCUUUCUGAAACAGCUCAUCAGCUGCUGCCAAGAGGGCGAACCUGCAGACAUGAGUGAUAGAUGCAGCUGGCUUGGCCUAGAUAUCAGCGGCGAGCUAGGUUUCGGACGCGGCUUCGAACUGCAGACCGACACUAAGAACCGUUGGAUGCCCAAGGGAAUUUCCACGUCAAACUACCGCAUCAGCGUUUACAUUCAGUUUCCGGCGCUUAAACAUAUUGGGUGGGAAAAGCUGUUCUUGCCAAUCGUUCUGCCCAAGGUGCUCCGAUUCCAUAGGAUGGUAAACGGCAUGAUUAAGGCGCGCCUCGCGGAAGAGAAGCACGCCAGGCCGGAUCUAUUUUCCUCUGUCUCAGACUUCAAGGACCCUGAGACUGGUGAGGGUUUGAGCAGAAGGGAGCUAUGGUCUGAAUCUACGUUCCUAAUUCCCGCUGGAGGAGACACCACCUCCACCCUAAUGGCUGCCUCUUUCUUUUAUCUCUCGCGUUAUCCCCCCGUCUAUCGGCGGCUAGCCACGGAGAUCCGCAACACUUUCAGCGCCGGCGCCGAAAUAAAAAGCGGGCCCAAACUCGCUAGUUGCACCUACCUGCGUGCGGUUCUUGAGGAAGCACUUCGUAUCACGCCGCCCAGUGGUACUACGCUGUGGCGGGAUGUACCAGAGGAUGCGAAUAGCGCCAGUCCUCUCAUCAUCGACGGCCAUGUAAUUCCACCCGGUACUCGCGUUGGCCUCAACAUAUACACCCUUCACCAUAACGAAGAGUACUUCCCAGAGCCGUUUAAGUUUAAGCCGGAGAGGUGGCUACCAAAAGAGAAUGGAUUGAGUGCGGAGGAGACGAAGCGCAUGCAUGAUGCGUUUAGUCCAUUUUCGAUCGGGUCGCGAGCUUGUGCUGGGAAGGCAAUGGUAUACCUGGAGGCAAGUCUUGUUGUAGCAAAAACGGUGUGGUACUUCGAUUUUGAAUGUGUGGAUGAAGGGGAGAGUCCGGUUUUCCAAACGGAGGAUCAGUUUGGCUCUCGGCAUUCGGGGCCUAAGUUGAAGUUUUGGCUCAGAGGAGACAUGUGGAAGGAGUUGUAGAGAGUAUCGAGGGAGAUAAGAAAAUAUUUCGCUAGUGUAUCAAUUCUAUCUAGGUGGUCAUCAUAGGUGGCGCCCCAAUAAAUGGCACCCACCU
Trematosphaeria pertusa is the source of this 1950-nucleotide messenger RNA. RefSeq names its product cytochrome P450. The record is from RefSeq and is a predicted model, not a curated record. Bases 327 to 1856 code for a protein of 509 amino acids. The transcript has 5 exons. Lineage: Eukaryota; Fungi; Ascomycota; Dothideomycetes; Pleosporales; Trematosphaeriaceae. Gene Ontology annotation, molecular function: oxidoreductase activity, acting on paired donors, with incorporation or reduction of molecular oxygen; iron ion binding; heme binding.